Trametes versicolor FP-101664 SS1 is the source of this 3190-nucleotide messenger RNA. Its product is annotated as 2-oxoglutarate dehydrogenase E1 component. Gene Ontology annotation, molecular function: oxoglutarate dehydrogenase (succinyl-transferring) activity; thiamine pyrophosphate binding. The transcript has 9 exons. Gene Ontology annotation, cellular component: mitochondrion; oxoglutarate dehydrogenase complex. Gene Ontology annotation, biological process: tricarboxylic acid cycle. The record is from RefSeq and is a predicted model, not a curated record. NCBI's taxonomy places the organism in Eukaryota, Fungi, Basidiomycota, Agaricomycetes, Polyporales, Polyporaceae. The coding region runs from base 78 to 3092 and encodes 1004 amino acids.
CCUCCUCCUCCUCUGCCUUUGGGCUCAUUUCACGUCCUCACGACUCACGACUGCGUUGAUCGCGCGUGCCGGUCAAGAUGCACAGACUGACUCGUCUUCCUAGAGUCAUCCAACCGCUCAGCGGGUCGAGAUACCGCUUCGGUAUCGCGCAGGUGUGCGCCGUACGCACCUACGCUACUCCUGCGAAGCCACCGUCACCCAACGACGCGUUCGCGAAUGGCGGCAACUCGUACUACAUCGACGAGAUGUACCGGCUCUGGCGGGAAGACCCCAAAGUCGUUCACGCGUCGUGGAACGCGUACUUUUCCGGGAUGGAGAAGGGCCUCCCAAGCUACAAGGCAUUCACUCCUCCGCCGAGCUUUGAGGCCACAGGCAUUGCGACUUUGAACCUCACUGGGAACAAGGACUUGGACAUCCACUUGAAGGUCCAAUUGCUCGUUCGCGCGUACCAAGUUCGUGGUCACCACAUGGCGGAUCUCGACCCACUCGGCAUCCUUGACCCCGACCUCAACAACGUGAACCCGCCUGAGCUUGAGCUCGCGCCUUACGGGUUCUCGGAGCGCGACUUGCAAACGCCGAUCACCCUCGGUCCGGGUAUCCUUCCUCACUUUGCCACGGAGGACAGGAAGACUAUGACGCUCGGCGAGGUUAUCGAUACUUGCAAGCGCAUAUACUGUGCUUCGAUCGGUUUCCAAUACGUCCACAUUCCCGACAAGGACAAGUGCGACUGGAUUCGGGAGCGCGUCGAAAUUCCGAAGCCCUGGAACUACACCCUUGACGAGAAGCGCAUGGUCCUCGACCGCCUCAUGUGGUCGGAGUCGUUUGAGAAAUUCAUGGCGACCAAGUACCCCAACGAGAAGCGUUUCGGUCUCGAGGGUGGCGAGUCCCUCAUCCCCGGUAUGAAAGCGCUCAUCGAUAGGUCGGUCGAGCACGGCGUGCAGAACAUCACCAUCGGUAUGCCUCAUCGUGGUCGCCUGAACGUUCUUGCCAACGUCAUCCGGAAGCCCAUCGAGGCUAUCCUCAACGAGUUCUCAGGGACGGCCGAAGACGACGACUUCCCGGCUGGCGAUGUGAAAUACCAUUUGGGAGCCAACUACGUCCGCCCGACGCCGUCUGGAAAGAAGGUCGCCUUGUCGCUCGUGGCGAACCCUUCGCAUCUGGAGGCGGAAGAUCCCCUCGUGCUUGGUAAGACGCGCGCACAGCAGCACUUCGCGAACGACGAGCAGACGCACACCACUGCAAUGGGCAUCUUGCUGCACGGUGACGCCGCGUUCGCCGGGCAGGGUGUCGUGUAUGAGACCAUGGGCUUCCACAAUCUGCUCAACUACGGCACCGGCGGAACGGUCCACCUCAUCGUGAACAACCAGGUCGGCUUCACGACCGACCCGCGCUUCGCACGUUCGACCCCGUACCCGUCCGACAUCGCGAAGGCGUUCGACGCGCCCAUCUUCCACGUGAACGGCGACGACGUCGAGGCUGUCAACUUCGUAUGCCAGCUCGCCGCGGACUGGCGCGCGAAGUGGAAGUCCGACGUCAUCGUCGACAUCGUCUGCUACCGCCGGUACGGCCACAACGAGACGGACCAGCCGAGCUUCACGCAGCCGCGCAUGUACAAGGCUAUCGAGAAGCAGCCGACGACGCUCACCAAGUACACCAAGGCGCUCGUCGAGCGCGGCACGUUCACCGAGAAGGAGAUUGAGGAGCACAAGCAGUGGGUGUGGGGCGUGCUCGAGAAGGGCGCCGAGGGAGCGAAGACGUACGAGCCGACUGGCAAGGAGUGGCUCUCCUCGAGCUGGCCCGGAUUCCCGUCGCCGAAGGAGCUCGUGGAGAAGAACCUGGCCUCGCCCAGCACCGGCACGAGCGAAGAGGUACUCAAACACGUCGGCAAGGCGAUCUCCUCGUUCCCCGAGGGCUUCCACCCCCACCGCAACCUCGCGCGCAUUCUGACGACCCGCGGCAAGACCGUCGAGGAGGGCAAGAACAUCGACUGGGCCACAGCCGAGGCACUCGCGUUCGGCACUCUCGCACUCGAGAAGAUCCACGUGCGCGUGUCCGGCCAGGACGUCGAGCGUGGCACCUUCUCGCAGCGCCACGCCGUCAUCCACGACCAGGAGAACGAGCAGCAGUACGUGCCGCUGAACAACCUAGGCAACGACCAGGCGCGCUUCGUUGUGUGCAACUCGUCGCUGUCCGAGUUCGGCGCACUCGGCUUCGAGCUCGGGUACUCGCUCGUCUCGCCCUCUGCGCUCACGAUCUGGGAGGCGCAGUUCGGCGAUUUCGUGAACAACGCGCAGUGCAUCAUCGACCAGUUCAUCGCGUCGGGCGAGCGCAAGUGGUUCCAGCGCACGGGGCUGGUCAUGAACCUGCCUCAUGGCUUUGACGGUCAGGGCCCGGAACACUCGAGCGGACGUAUCGAGCGUUUCUUGCAGUUGUGUGAUGACCACCCGCACGUCUUCCCUCCUCCGGAGAAGAUCGAGCGUCAGCACCAGGACUGCAAUAUGCAAGUCGUGUACCCGACGACACCCGCGAACUACUUCCACUCCCUUCGCCGUCAGAUCCACCGCGAGUUCCGCAAGCCCAUGAUUCUCUUCUUCUCAAAGUCCCUCCUCCGCCACCCCAAAGCGCGCUCUGACCUCGCGGAUAUGGCCGGUGACAGCCACUUCCUGCGCUACAUCCCCGACGCGCACCCGGAGAACAUCGUCGCCCCCGAACAGGUCCGCCGGCAUAUUCUCUGCUCUGGCCAAGUGUACUACACGCUGCUCCAAGAGCGCGAGGACAAGGGCAUCAACGACGUCGUGAUCAGCAGGAUCGAGCAGAUCUCGCCCUUCCCUUACGACCUCUUGACGCCCCACCUCGACAAGUACCCUAACGCAGACCUUCUGUGGUGCCAGGAGGAGCCGCUGAACAACGGCGCGUGGUCGUACGUCGGCCCGCGCAUCCACACCGCGGCGAAGGAGACGGCGCACCAUAAGCGCAAGUACCCGCUCUAUGCCGGCCGCGAGCCUACUAGCUCCGUCGCGACGGGCAGCAAGGCGCAGCACAAGAAGCAGAUUGAGCAGUUCCUUGCGGACGCGUUCGCACCUCGGCCGUGAAAGCGUUUUCCCUGGGCAUCGGCGCAAGGCUACAUAUGUAGACCGUCGCAUUCAUUAGUACAUAUUGAGCCUAAUCAUAUAGAGUCUGUUGUUGUUCC